AUGGUCCUCAUAGCCUGGGUUGUUACCGUGGCAAUAUUACGACCGCUAAACGGACAGCCGUCAGCCGACUGUCAGGUCGGGGUGCCUGAGAACGGCAUCUCCCCAGUCAACGAUGAAUCGGAAUUGUGGUUUUUUAUCAAUGGGAUCUGCACUGGACGGUCGUGGUUGCAAUCGAAUCUAACCUUGCUAGCCAAUACCUUUCAUCGGGAGAUAGUCGGCAUUCAUAAUCCAACAAAGGGGUUGAUUCUAGACCUCUUAGAAUGCCUCGUCCAACGCGACCUCGACUACAAGACCCGAGACAUCCGACAAGGGAGGGCCCAGCUUCGGUCAGCGCUGCGAGCCUCGGAAACACGCAAAGUCGUCCUGAUAGCCCAUUCCCAGGGCGGUAUCGAGGUGGCUUCGAUCCUGGAUUGGCUGUAUGGGGAGCUCGCCAACGAGACGCUGCGAAAGCUGGAGAUCUAUACUUUCGGCAAUACGGCCAGGCACUUUCGCAACCCGUACCUACGAGACAAUAGCGACGAGCCCGUAAUUCAGCACCUCGAGCAUUACGCCAACAAGAAUGACUUUGUGGCGAACAUUGGCGUGCUGCAGUGCACAUCCCCGACGGCCAGGUACUCCGCGAACGACCUGUUUUCGGGAAAGGUGUUCCAACAGGACCGAAGUGGCCAUCUACUGAACAUCCACUACCUCGAUACCAUGUUUGGCGGGAACCAUGAGUUCAUGGAUACCAAGGUUGAAACACGCGGGCCGUCAAGGGAAGGAUCGGAUGCUGGCGUUUCAUCGACGUCGGUAAUGGACCUCUCACGGUUGGCGAAAUACCGUCAUGGGAAAAGUCCUGAAGACGGAGUGGAUGUCUACUGUGGUGUCAAUGGUGGAUGA
Molecule: messenger RNA, 879 nt
Organism: Aspergillus campestris IBT 28561
Lineage: Eukaryota; Fungi; Ascomycota; Eurotiomycetes; Eurotiales; Aspergillaceae
Exons: 4
Coding region: 1-879 (292 amino acids)
Source: RefSeq, a predicted model, not a curated record